Messenger RNA from Neltuma alba, 1041 nucleotides. RefSeq names its product acidic endochitinase-like. The transcript has a single exon. The coding region runs from base 1 to 1041 and encodes 346 amino acids. Gene Ontology annotation, cellular component: extracellular region. Lineage: Eukaryota; Viridiplantae; Streptophyta; Magnoliopsida; Fabales; Fabaceae. The record is from RefSeq and is a predicted model, not a curated record. Gene Ontology annotation, molecular function: chitinase activity. Gene Ontology annotation, biological process: carbohydrate metabolic process.
AUGAAACCCCAAGUUAAACCAAAAAAACUUCAGUCUUACCCUCUUCCAUCAUCGAUCAUGGCUUCCAACAAACCAGUUCUCAUUCUCCUUCUUUCAAUCCUCACACUGUCCUCUAUCAUCAUCGUCAAACCCUCUCAUGCCGUUGAUUGUCCCACGAACAAACCUGGUGGCAAAAUCGCCGUCUACUGGGGACAACACAGCGAAUCCGGUGAAGGAACCUUAACCAACACAUGCGACUCUAAUCUCUACAACAUCGUCGUCAUCGCAUACCUCCAUGUUUCCGGCAACACAACAUCCUUAGACCUGAGUGACCACUGUCCUUCCGGCAACUGCGCCGCCCUAGCUUCACAAAUCCAACACUGUCAAAGCAAAGGCAUCCAAGUCUUUCUUUCCGUCGAGGUGGAUGCCGUCGAUGACCCUACUUCCUUGGCACAGUAUCUCUACGAUAAGUUUCUCAGCGGCAAAUUAGGCCCUCUCGGAGCAGUGACCUUGGACGGCAUCGAUCUUGCCCACAUUGAAGACAGCUCAGAGCCAUGGGACGAACUUGUGAGGGCGAUCAAUGGUUCGACCCAAGACGAAAAGAUUUACAUUUCAGGAGCCCCACAUUGCUAUGCCAGUGCCUUGGACAGCGCAAUCGACACAGGUCUUUUUGAUUAUCUUUGGGUUUUAUAUUAUGGCCAAUGGGCUGAGUGCGAAUAUUUAGGAAACAACGACUUCACAAACCUUCUUGAAUCAUGGGCGAAAUGGACGUCAAAGCCAGGUUUAGCUAAUAGCUCAGUGUUCUUGGGUUUAGUAGCUUCGAACGAGCCAUCCGCAGCAUCCAGCGGUUACAUAUCACCAGAAGAGCUCAAGUCUGAAGUUCUUCCGACAGUGAAGGAAUCUUCAAACUUCGGAGGAGUCAUGCUCUGGAACAGGUACUAUGACGAGAAAACCAGUUAUAGCACUGAGAUAAAGGGUGCUUUGGGCACAAAAGUCUGUGAAUGUGUAUGCCAAGAUCCUGCGUCAAGGACAUUCAACAGUCUCUUGGCCAAAUCUGUGUAG